UUUGGUUCUUUUUUCCUAUAAAAGCAAACCUAAAUAUUCCACUAUUCAACAUUCUUCAAUUUUCUUCACAAAUCUACACGCUUCUCAACAAGUCCAAAUGGAUUCUACGGUUACAACGGCCAUCAAGGUGGAGGAAUACAGCUACAGCGCGGAACAUCUGUCAGAUGACAUUGACGACACGCAGCGGGACAUCACCGUCGAGGAAGACGAGCCAGCCGAAAACGAACCAGUGGAGGGCGUCGACUCGUGCCGUGAACUUCACGAAACUGCAAGGGAGACCAUCAGUGACGAGGAUAAUGUGCUGCUGGGAGAUGAAGAAGACGAAGAUCUGCCAGCCGAUGAGACGCAGAGGGAGGAAGAAGAAAAGGAAGUUGAAACGGCUGUGACGGACAGCGACGGAGAAGAGGAAGAGGUGGACAUGAACGCUCUGAUGGCUGCUGAGCUCGAUAACUACCCAAACAUGGACCGCUGCACCAGUGACUGUGACACGGCAACUGUGUAUUCCGAAGGCGAGGAAGAGCAGCCGCGCAUGUACAUUGUUGGAGAGACUAAACCAAGUGAAAUAUAA
Molecule: messenger RNA, 568 nt
Organism: Meloidogyne enterolobii
Lineage: Eukaryota; Metazoa; Nematoda; Chromadorea; Rhabditida; Meloidogynidae
Source: the annotation of a GenBank genome assembly